UCUAUAUCUGAAGGAGAUUUGUAGAAAUUGUAGGUUGAUGCAAUGUGAAGCAUCAGAGAGCAAAGUGAAGGAUCUGAAUGAAAAUUCGAACCCGAUAGGAGAGAGAAGAGUGAGGAAGUGAAAGAGAGAGAGAACGGAGAGAAACUGAACUGAAUCCGAAACCUGUAUUUCCAAUCUGAAUAGUUUGUAUAAGUUAGGCUAAGAUCUAUGUGAUCUGAACUGAAACUGAACUGAAUCUAAAAAAAAAUCUGUUGGAGGCAGUUAUAACUGAUAUAACAGCUAUUACAGCUGUUACAGGGUUGUUAGAAUCUGUUUGCGAACAGACUUACCUGAUCCCUGAAUAAGCAUGGACUACCCUAGUUCUAGUAGCUGAUCUAACUCAGUGAACUGUAUUUAACACGAUGAACAAGGCUGAAACGAGAAACAGAGAUGGAUCGAGUGGCAAGGACUAAACAUUAAAAAAUGAAAACUCGAGGUUCAAAAACAAAUAUUAACAUUUUACCCGAAAAAUAAAGGAAAAAUAAAAUAAAAUAACUGAUAUUUCUUGGCUGGAGAACGUUAUAAAGCCUCCAGGGGUUAACUCUGUGCUUGUAAGUGUGUACUGUGGGUUAUUCAGUGGAGAAGUGAUGGCAGCGAUCGCGAGAACGCACCUGUUCAGUGUUGCGAGUUUUCAGCUCAAAGAAGCGGAAAUGCCUUUUGCAGGUUCCCGCGCAAUCCACAAGCUUCUCGGUGAUUGUCCUCAUCGCAAUAUUGCUUUUAGAUGCAAAGGAAAUGCUAUGAUUCUUCCCAAAAUCAGAGCCCAGAAUACUCCUGACUAUGUUCCAGAUUCCAACUUUUACAAAGUGGAAGCGAUUCUCAGGCCCUGGCGAAUCCCUCAGGUUUCUUCGGCUUUGUUGAAAAUGGGAAUUCGUGGUGUCACUGUAUCUGAUGUCAGGGGCUUUGGUUCUCAGGGUGGUUCAAAAGAGAGGCAGGGAGGGUCUGAAUUUUCUGAAGACAAUUUUGUCGCCAAAGUUAAGAUGGAAAUAGUGGUGGCAAAGGACCAGGUUGAAGCAGUGAUAGACAAAAUUAUUGAGGAGGCAAGGACUGGGGAGAUUGGUGAUGGCAAAAUUUUCUUGAUCCCUGUUUCUGAUGUUAUAAGAGUUCGCACAGGUGAGCGUGGGGAACAGGCAGAGAGGAUGACUGGGGGGCGAACUGACAUUUUAUCUGCUGUAUGAUUGGUUGGAACAAAAAGAUCAGCAUUUGUCAUCCUCUUAUUACCAUCUUUUACGUCCCCAUUCUCCUCUUCCGUUGUGAAUCGAUCACAGUGAUAUAUGCUUUAUGUGUUUUGCACUUUGCUGUCAGAAAUGUAUGACAGCAGUAUUGAUAGGAUAGUGUUGUGUAGCUGUUGUGAAUGAUGAAAAAAUAGGACCAAAUCGAACCUACCAGUUCAACUUGAAAACUGGUCAAGUCUGGUUCAUUCAACUCAGAAAAUCGAAUGAACGAAGAACUGAUGGAAAAUCAGUCUAAUCAUAACUCUGUGAGAA
Molecule: messenger RNA, 1523 nt
Organism: Gastrolobium bilobum
Lineage: Eukaryota; Viridiplantae; Streptophyta; Magnoliopsida; Fabales; Fabaceae
Product: nitrogen regulatory protein P-II homolog
Exons: 8
Coding region: 627-1214 (195 amino acids)
Biological process (GO): regulation of nitrogen utilization
Cellular component (GO): chloroplast thylakoid; cytosol
Molecular function (GO): enzyme regulator activity; ATP binding
Source: RefSeq, a predicted model, not a curated record